CCUUUACAGCCGAGCUGUUGGACACGCGCAUUCAUGUGAGAGAUGAAGGAAGGCUUUAGGUGGAGGAAGUAGCCUCUUGCUGUCUUGUGACUCUCAGUUAUUUAUCGUACAAACCACAGCACAGACACGAAGACAGAGACAGGGCACAAGACAGUGACACUGUUGUCUUCAUAGUAGACUUUGGAAUUCGGGGAACCUCUGUAAACUAGCCCGAAGACACUGAGCGACUGAGUAGAAUUCAAUUGCAAGUGAAAAACGCCUAAUUACAUCAUGUCAAACUACAAACUGAUUUAUUUUAAUAUAAGGGGGAGAGCAGAAAUUAUUCGUUAUAUAUUUGCUUAUUUGGACAUAAAGUAUGAAGAUCACAGAAUAGAACAAGCUGACUGGCCCAAAAUCAAACCAACUCUUCCGUUUGGCAAAAUCCCUGUUUUGGAGGUGGGAGGACUUAUGCUUCACCAGAGUCUUGCAAUAGCAAGAUACUUGACCAAAAACACAGAUCUGGCUGGGAAGACAGAAUUGGAGCAAUGCCAAGCUGAUGCUGUUGUGGAUACACUGGAUGAUUUCAUGUCGCUUUUUCCGUGGGCAGAGAAAAAUCAGGAUGUAAAAGAACGGACCUUCAAGGAGUUGCUAACAUGCCAUGCGCCUCUUCUUCUGAAAGAUUUGGACACAUACUUAGGGGACAGAGAGUGGUUUAUUGGUGAUUAUGUAACUUGGGCAGACUUCUACUGGGAUGUCUGCAGCACCACGCUGUUGGUCUUAAAGCCUGACUUGUUGGACAUCCACCCCAGGCUGGCAUCAUUGAGGAAGAAAGUCCAAGCUAUCCCUGCCAUUGCUGCCUGGGUACAAAAGAGGCCCCAGACCAAGUUCUGACACAGGCCCCAACACCAGAUGAGAGCUACAACUGCCUGCCAGACGAUCCACACACUUCUUACUACCAACUGGACUCUUUGUUGUAGUUUGCUUGCUAUGAUUCUCUGUUUUGUUUUUGUUUCUGUUGGCAUUUAGUUUACAGUAUUUUACUCUUUCAGAACUUUGUACUUUUUAUAAUUGGAGAGAAAUAGUUCAUAACACAUAUUCCUUUGCAUUGAUUAUCAAACAUGCAGAGAUGCUUUAGUAAAAAUACCAUGUUUCUGGCUA
Messenger RNA from Myodes glareolus (Bank vole), 1137 nucleotides. It is a transcript of the gene Hpgds, whose product is annotated as hematopoietic prostaglandin D synthase. The record is from RefSeq and is a predicted model, not a curated record. Gene Ontology annotation, biological process: glutathione metabolic process. Gene Ontology annotation, molecular function: glutathione transferase activity. Lineage: Eukaryota; Metazoa; Chordata; Mammalia; Rodentia; Cricetidae.